AUGAUCAAGCUGAGCCGAAAGACGCGCUCGCUGCUGGCUCUGGCCUUGAACUCGCUGGCCCUCUGCUUCGCGGUGUCGGCCUUCGCCACCAGCUACUGGUGCGAGGGGACGCACAAGGUGGUCAAGCCGCCCUGCCUGUCGGCCAUCAGGCAGGGCAGCUGCGUGCCCGUCGGGGCCAACGAGACGGAGGCCGGGAAUGCCACCCUGGACCCCAAUGUGGUGCAGUACAUCUGGGAGACGGGGGAGGACAAGUACGCCUUCCGCUACUUUCACACCGGCUUCUGGCUGUCCUGCGAGGAGCACCACGGAGACGAGAUCUGUCGCAGUUUCAUAGAGCUGCCCCCCGAGUCAGAGAAAGGGGUGCUGUGGCUGUCGGUGGCUUCGGAGUUCCUGUACAUCGUCCUGCUCAGCGUCGGCUUCGUGCUCAUGGGCCUGGACGCCACCUGCUACGCGGACUUCAUCGCGGGGCUCAAGAUCAACGCGUUCGCCGCGGUGAUCACCGUGCUGUCGGGCCUCCUGGGUAUGGUGGCCCACAUGAUGUACAUGACCGUCUUCCAGGUGGCCGUCAACCUGGGGCCCAAGGACUGGAGACCCCAGACCUGGUUCUACGGCUGGUCCUUCGGCAUGGCCUGGCUCUCCUUCACGCUCUGCAUGUCGGCCUCGGUGCUGACCCUCAACACCUACACCAAGACGCUGCUGGAGUUCCAGUACCGCCAGCGGAUCUGCGAGCAGCAGAGCCGGCGGGGGCUGCGCUCCCCCGGCCUGGCGCCCGACCUCGAGCGCUUCCUGUGGGACAAGUACAUCUUCAGUGUCAGCGACUCGCUGGACUUCUCCCCUGGCCGCUCCCACCCCACCACCGGGGGGCACAAGGGCCAUGGGGGGGGCUACGCCGGCCUGGCCGGGGGGCGCUGUGGGGGUGCCGGCGACCCAGACGAUGGUGAGCCCUGCUAG
Gopherus flavomarginatus (Mexican gopher tortoise) is the source of this 951-nucleotide messenger RNA. Its product is annotated as germ cell-specific gene 1-like protein. The transcript is spliced from 5 exons. Lineage: Eukaryota; Metazoa; Chordata; Testudines; Testudinidae. Gene Ontology annotation, cellular component: plasma membrane. The record is from RefSeq and is a predicted model, not a curated record. The coding region runs from base 1 to 951 and encodes 316 amino acids.